AUACAUUCUGAAGAGUCUGUUACGAUGGCGGAGCCUCCACUUGCUCAGAAUGGGUCUAAAAGCGGUCCAGGUAGUGUUAAAAGUGGCAAGAGUAAGGGCGGAUCGGCGAGAAGUAAGUCAAAAGGGAAGGAUGGCGUCCCGUCUCCUGUCACCACGGCUAAGGACAACCCCUCUGCAGACCCCCGCACCAUGAGGAGGAUCAUUGCGGAGGAUCCCGAGUGGUCCCUGGCCACAGUCCCGCUCCUCACGGACCUCUGUAUCGUGCACAUCGUCAAUAACUUUGAACACAACCCUCUACUGGAUGAACUAAAACCAAAGCACAGGGCCAAAGUUUUAGAGAAGAUCUCCACCAACAUUCCUCUAAAGGUCACUGCGCAUCUCAUCAGUGAUGAAGGGUACUGGCAGAGGUGCUGCAAAGCAAGAUGGGAUAUCUGCGACGUCUCGCAUUACGGCGGCAGCUGGAAGAGGAUGUACUUUGAGCGGAACCUGGAGCACAUCAUCGAACACUUCGUCCCCGAGAGAACCAACAUGGACGUCGUGACGGACGUCUUACCGCUGUCGGGAGAAUACAUCAAGAGACUCAACAUCAAACAGCUGCUUCCUCCAAUCAAGGAAGAGACCAAGAAAGACGAUGACACCUCGGAAACGGGGAGCGAGCUGGGAGACGGACCUGAGGUGGAUCACUUCGAGUUCGGUCCGGUGUUUGAGAAGCUGCCGCAUCUCGAGGAGUUUGGCGUGACGUAUGGAGUGAAGGACUGCGGGAUGAACUUUGAGUGGAACCUGUUCCAGUUCACCACGCGGGACUGCCUGCUGAUAUCCAAGGCCGUGAAGAGCUGCAAGACGCUGCAGAAGUUUCACCUGUGCCGCAGCAAGGUUGACGACGAUAAAGUUCGCGUCCUCAUCAGUCACCUCCUGGACCAUCCCUCGCUGACGGAGCUCGAUCUCUCGCACAACAUGAUCGGAGACAGCGGGGCACGUGCCGCCGGCAAGCUCAUCAACCGCAGUAGAGUAGUCAAGAUGAACCUGUGCGACAACAAGAUAGGCGCCCCCGGUGCGCUGGCUAUCGGCCAUGCCGUGUCGAAAAACACAACGCUAAAGUGUUUGGACUUGCGUCUCAAUCGCCUUGGUGAUGAUGGCGGACAGGCCAUCUGUAAAGCCCUUCUGAAGAACUCCACUCUGACCGACCUGAACAUUGGGAGUAACAACAUGACGGAACCGACAGCCUCCAUCCUGUCCCAGGUUCUCACAACCAACACAACGAUUCGCACGAUCAACCUAUCCUGCAACAGAGUUGGGCCCGAUGGAGGUAAACAGCUGCAGGAGGGUAUGGAGGAGAACAGCACAGUUUUGGAGAUGGAUCUGCGGCUCACCGAGGCCGGCCAGGAGAGCGAGUACUGCAUCAACCAGAUCCUCAAGAAGAACCGAGAGGACGACCGCCAACUGCGGCUUCAGAACGAGAAGAACAAGCAGUCCUCGUGACCGUCCGUUUAACUCCAUCUAGUGGCCGGUUUUAAAUUGCAUGGGCUGUCUUUUCCUAAAAAUUAUGGAAAGUUUUUCAAACACUGUGACCAUUUCUUUUGUGAAAGGAUCUUUCCCUUUAAAAUAUGCACUGGUACAGGGUUGGACAAGUUUUCUAAAAUCCACUUGUCCUAUCAGGCAAGUACAUAGAAACACUUGUCCGGACAUUUAGAAGACAUUUGUCUAUUAGUAAGUAUUUUCAAUUCCAUCAAUGGAAUUCUUUUAUUGUUGGCUCUAUUUUUAUGUGUUUCCAAUGCUUAAUGCUAUGACUGUGAAAGGUAACAUAAUGAUUAUGAAAAUCUCUCAUGGAAAAAUCCCCGAUCGGACAAGUUGCACUAGCCCAAUCAGCACUUUAACUUGCUCUGGACAAUCGGGCUAGUGGACUUGUCCAACCCUGUAGUAGUUACAUGUGU
Messenger RNA from Branchiostoma floridae (Florida lancelet), 1931 nucleotides. RefSeq names its product dynein regulatory complex subunit 5-like. The transcript has 3 exons. Bases 25 to 1479 code for a protein of 484 amino acids. Lineage: Eukaryota; Metazoa; Chordata; Leptocardii; Amphioxiformes; Branchiostomatidae. Gene Ontology annotation, biological process: nucleocytoplasmic transport; activation of GTPase activity. The record is from RefSeq and is a predicted model, not a curated record. Gene Ontology annotation, cellular component: cytosol; perinuclear region of cytoplasm; nucleus. Gene Ontology annotation, molecular function: small GTPase binding; GTPase activator activity.